AUGACUGUUAGGGAACAAGUCCCAUUGUUGGUCGGAAAAACAGCAAGUCCACAACUUAUCAAUCGUAUUGUUAAUGUAGCUAUAAGUCACGAUGAACGAAUCAAACACCUGGAUACGGUCUACGUCUAUCAUUUUGGGGCGAAUUUCUUGGUGGAAUUACAUGUGGUGAUGGAUCGUGAAAUUACGCUCUGCGAAGCGCAUGACGUUUCCGAAACUUUACAGGCUAAACUGGAACAGCUUUCAUUCGUAGAGCGAGCUUUUGUUCAUUGUGACUAUCAAUUUGAUGGCGAUGAACAUCGAUGGUGUAACCGACACAAAGUGAAUUUACAAAAAUUCUACAAAGAUCAAACUGAUCUCGUGGAAGCAUGGAACGAGGGCAAAAAGAUGAUUACUAAUUUAAUCGACCAGGCAGUCCAGGAAGAAAAAGAAAGAGUAUGGGUCACUCGACUUGUCAUCAUAGCUAUCAUAUUAAAUUUUGUUAUGUUCGCCGGUAAAAUGGCAGCUGCCACUAUUUCACACUCACUCUCCGUAACUGCGUCAUUGGUAGAUAGGUUACAGCCACUUACCACCCUAAUCGUUGCCCUUCUUGUGAUAUUCACUAACGUACUGGUUCUACUCAAAUUUGCCGUAGACAGUGUUGCCACCAUUGUAAAAUAUUUUUAUAGUGCUAAGAGCCGAAAUAUCUAUAGUUGUGUUUUGUGGAUAGGAACAUCAGUGAAAGCAGCUGUGGGACACGAAUGGUGGGAAUAUGUUGAUCUUAUUGGUGGAAUACUUGUGAGGUCACUUGAUCCAUAG
This is a messenger RNA of Necator americanus (New World hookworm), 795 nucleotides long. RefSeq lists its product as uncharacterized. The transcript has 9 exons. Gene Ontology annotation, cellular component: membrane. The record is from RefSeq and is a predicted model, not a curated record. Bases 1 to 795 code for a protein of 264 amino acids. Gene Ontology annotation, molecular function: monoatomic cation transmembrane transporter activity. NCBI's taxonomy places the organism in Eukaryota, Metazoa, Nematoda, Chromadorea, Rhabditida, Ancylostomatidae.